Molecule: messenger RNA, 942 nt
Organism: Volvox carteri f. nagariensis
Lineage: Eukaryota; Viridiplantae; Chlorophyta; Chlorophyceae; Chlamydomonadales; Volvocaceae
Exons: 4
Coding region: 34-942 (302 amino acids)
Source: RefSeq, a predicted model, not a curated record
CCUGGACUAUAUAAUAUAAUAGUGCUUUUUAUAAUGGGCCAAAUGGUAUUGACCAGCAGCAGGGUUAUCGCUGCGGCGAUGGUGGUGCUGAUCGCGUUGUUCAUUGGGAAGGCUUUAGCCACCAAGGAGGUUAAGCUACUGACGGGCAGCGUCUUCCUAGAGCCUGCCGACCCAGGCAACCCGCCUGUGGGGCAAUCGGUUGACCGUAUCGCCUACCCAGUAAACCCCUGGAAAGACAUACCCGUCGCGGAAUUCUUCCUGGUGGGCUUUGACAACUUCGCCCAGGCCAACGCGAUACGUGAUAACCUGUCUGGCUCUGACACUAGCUUGAUCUCUUACAUACCAAACAACGCCUUCUUGGUGAUUGGGAGGGCGGACGUCGUUUGGGACCUCGUCUUACGUCUGAACUUAUGCAUGGCAAAAUACACCGCUACUCACAAGAUAUCGCCAGAGUGGUCCCCGCUCCUCAGCGUAGGCUUGGGGCCAGAUGAUGACUUGGACAGUCCCAACCUGCCAAACACUGUAAAACAGCAACUAGACAUGUUGCUGAGCGGCAUCCAGACUCUUAAACUCCUGUCUGGCAACGAUACAGUGGAUGCGUACGCUCAAUUUGGCGUGCAAGUGGAAAUGGCUCCAAUAGCGACGCUGGAGAUGGUGCAGUAUGCUGCACGGUGUUGGCCCCAAGUGGUGGUGAGGGCCCUCCGCCGGAGCAACAAGUACACUCGCAAGCACCCUUGCUGGCCAGUGAUGACACCGCCAAACGCCGGUACCGUUCUCACUGUGUUCCUUUGCAAAUCGCCGCCAGCAAUUGCCUUCUGGUUCAGAUCCCCAACACUCCGGGACUAUAGCAGGGCGUCAACAGCCCAGCAGCAAAGUGCCGGCGAGGGCGACAACAGGACGGACCAUGUACAGCAAGAGCAGCAGAGCUGCUGCAUGCCCUGA